Rhizophagus irregularis DAOM 181602=DAOM 197198 is the source of this 981-nucleotide messenger RNA. RefSeq lists its product as uncharacterized. Lineage: Eukaryota; Fungi; Glomeromycota; Glomeromycetes; Glomerales; Glomeraceae. Gene Ontology annotation, biological process: endoplasmic reticulum to Golgi vesicle-mediated transport; retrograde vesicle-mediated transport, Golgi to endoplasmic reticulum. The record is from RefSeq and is a predicted model, not a curated record. Gene Ontology annotation, cellular component: membrane; endoplasmic reticulum; COPII-coated ER to Golgi transport vesicle.
AUGCUUUCCCGUAUUUUGAAAAAAGCAAUUGUGUUUGAUGCAUUUCCUAAGGUUGACGCUGAUUGUCAACAUCGAAGUCCACAAGGUGGUCUUGUAACAAUCAUUGUAUCAAUAUGUUUAUGGUUUUUGAUUGUUAGUGAAUUUAGUGAGUACUGGUAUCUUAACCAAAAAUACGAAUUCGUAGUAGAUCAAAAUAUAAAUCACAAAUUACAGAUUAAUGUUGAUAUUACAGUAAAUACUCCGUGCGAUUAUUUGACAGUAGAUGUGAUAGAUGCAGCUGGAGAAGGGCUGCACAUGACACACGAACUUCGAAAAAUAUCGACAACAUUUGAAGUAAGAUCCGCGCAUCUAUUAGGCGAUGAUGAUGAUGAUGAUUCAAGAUUAAAUGUUAAACAAGUAGUUAUGGCUGCUAACUCAAACACUGAUUCAUUUUCUCCGAAUAAUGAUGUCACUGAAAAUACGCAAACGGCAUGCAGGAUUUUCGGAAAUUUGGAUGUCAACAAAGUCACAGGUAAUUUACAUAUUACAGCACUUGGCCAUGGAUAUGGCUACUAUAAUACUGCUGUUGAACUAUUGAAUUUCACACAUAGAAUUGAUGAAUUCUCGUUUGGAACUCAUUAUCCGCGUCUUGUAAAUCCGCUCGAUAAUAGUGUAGAAAUUGCCGAAGCUCACAAGGAAGCCUUUCUGUAUUUUUUAUCAAUUGUUCCAACGACAUAUAUAGAUAAUAAUAACCAUGUCUUGUUAACUAAUCAAUAUUCAGUAACGGAUUAUUCUCGCGUAAUUGAAGGAAGAACCGGUAUCCCAGGUAUUUUCUUCAAAUAUGAUAUUGAGCCAAUUUCCGUACGAAUCGCUGAAAAUGGCGUGAGUUUUUUUACAUUUUUGGUUAGAUUAAGUGGACUCGUAGGUGGUAUAUGGGUAACAGCUGGGUUUGCAUUGAAAAUCGUAAAUCGUAUUUGGUCAUCAUUGCAAAAGUAUCUCUGA